This is a messenger RNA of Heteronotia binoei (common prickly gecko), 8690 nucleotides long. It is a transcript of the gene NR3C1, whose product is annotated as nuclear receptor subfamily 3 group C member 1. The transcript is spliced from 8 exons. Gene Ontology annotation, biological process: regulation of DNA-templated transcription; nuclear receptor-mediated glucocorticoid signaling pathway. Gene Ontology annotation, molecular function: nuclear glucocorticoid receptor activity; steroid binding; sequence-specific DNA binding. Lineage: Eukaryota; Metazoa; Chordata; Lepidosauria; Squamata; Gekkonidae. Gene Ontology annotation, cellular component: nucleus. Bases 1 to 2322 code for a protein of 773 amino acids. The record is from RefSeq and is a predicted model, not a curated record.
AUGGAGUCCAAAGAAUCGCUAAAGUCCACAGGGGAGGAAGCAGGGAAAAGUGUUAAUUUCCGUGACAAAGGAGGACUUGUGAUGGACUUUCCUCCAUCCUUUAGGGGUGGAGCUCCUGUCAAGACUCCAGCAUCUACAGCUCCCCUGCCUGCCUCCUCUCAGUCUGACUGCAAGCAGCAACCUUCUCUGUGUGAUUUGUCAAAGGGAUUAGGAAGCAAUGCACCACAGCCAGAUCUCUCCAAAGCAGUGUCGCUGUCAAUGGGAAUAUAUAUGGGCGAGACAGAUACUAAAGUGAUGGGUAACGAACUUGGAUUUCCACAGCAGGGCCAAAUCAGUCUCUCUUCUGGAGAAACAGAUUUCAGGCUCCUUGAAGAAAGCAUUGCAAGCUUGAAUAAGACCUCUAGCCUGGCAGAAGGCUCAAAGGGUACAGCAUCUCUGGACGUGCCCUUAGAGCCAGGGUUCCCAAGCAUGGCUGGUCAUGAUCGCACUUUAGAGCAAGGAGCUUUAGUGCAAGGCCAAGUUGGCAGUAAUGGCGGCAAUUUGAAGCUCUUUUCUGAAGACCAAAGCACCUUUGAUAUUCUGCAGGAUUUUGAUUUGCCACCAGUAUCUCCCGGAAAAGAAACAAAUGGGAGUCCCUGGAGAAUGGACCCCUUGCUGGAUGAAGGCAGCUUGCUUUCACCUCUGGGCGCAGAUGAGGGUUUUCUCCUGGAAGAAAAGGAUAUUGAGGACUGCAAGCCUCCUAUUUUACCAGACACUAAGCCUACAAUCAAUGAGCGUGGGGAUAUUUUGCCCACCCCCACAGUGCAGAUGCCACAAGUGAAGACUGAAAAAGAAGAUUUUAUUGAACUGUGCACCCCUGGGGUGAUAAAGCAGGAGAAAAUUGGCCCAGUUUAUUGCCAUGCUAGCUUCUCUGGUUCUAACGUCCUUGGAAAUAAAACAUCUGCCAUUUCUGUUCAUGGUGUCAGCACUUCUGGAGGACAAAUGUACCACUAUGACUUGAAUACAGCAUCCGUCUCGCAACAGCAGGAUCAGAAACCAGUUUUUAAUGCCAUUCCAUCUCAUCCUGCUAGUUCAGAAAAUUGGAAUAGGUGCCAAGGAUCUGGGGAUGAUGCUCUUACUGCAAUAGGAACUUUGAAUUUUUCUGGAAGACCUGCCUUCUCGAAUGGAUAUUCAAGUCCUGGAAUGAGAUCUGAUGUGAGCACUUCACCAUCUACCUCCUCAACAGCUACGGGACCACCUCCCAAACUUUGCCUUGUUUGCUCAGAUGAGGCUUCUGGAUGUCAUUAUGGUGUCCUAACUUGUGGCAGCUGCAAAGUAUUCUUCAAAAGAGCAGUGGAAGGGCAGCACAAUUAUCUCUGUGCUGGAAGAAAUGAUUGUAUCAUUGACAAAAUUCGGAGAAAGAAUUGCCCAGCUUGCCGCUACCGGAAAUGUCUUCAAGCUGGCAUGAACCUAGAAGCUCGAAAGACUAAGAAGAAGAUAAAAGGAAUUCAACAGUCCAACAUUGCUGCAGGGAGGGAUACUGCUGAAAGUCCUGUAAACAAAGCUGUAGUUCCUAUCUCCCUACCACAACUUACUCCUACUCUGGUCUCCCUACUGGAAGUCAUUGAGCCAGAAGUGAUGUUUUCAGGCUAUGACAGCACAAUACCAGACACAACAUGGCGUAUAAUGUCAACUCUCAAUAUGCUAGGAGGAAGGCAAGUGGUAGCUGCAGUGAAAUGGGCAAAGGCAAUUCCAGGUUUCAGAAACUUGCAUCUGGAUGACCAAAUGACCCUUCUGCAGUAUUCUUGGAUGUUUUUGAUGGCUUUUGCUUUAGGAUGGAGAUCAUAUAAGCAGUCUAAUGGGAGCCUGCUGUGUUUUGCACCGGAUUUGAUCAUUAAUGAGCAGAGAAUGAAUUUACCCUGCAUGUAUGAACAAUGCAAACGUUUGCUGAUGGUUACUAACGAGUUAGCACGGCUUCAAGUUUCAUAUGAAGAAUAUCUCUGUAUGAAAACUUUGCUGCUUCUCUCGACAGUUCCCAAGGAGGGCCUGAAGAGCCAAGCCCUGUUUGAAGAAAUUCGUAUGACCUACAUCAAAGAGCUAGGGAAAGCUAUCGUGAAGAGAGAAGGGAACUCUAGUCAGAACUGGCAACGAUUUUAUCAACUGACAAAACUUUUGGACUCCAUGCAUGAUGUGGUUGAGAAUCUUCUAAGCUUUUGCUUCCAAACGUUUUUGGAUAAAUCCAUGAGUGUUGAGUUUCCAGAAAUGUUGGCAGAAAUCAUCAGCAAUCAGUUACCAAAAUAUUCAAAUGGAAAUAUCAAAAAACUGUUAUUUCAUCAGAAAUGACUGCCUUAAUACAGAAAGAUUGCCUUAAGAAAAAAAAAAAGUCAUUAUAGCUUCUUUUUUAUAAACUAAAAGACUUGUUAAUUUUGUCCUUGCAACUAUAUUGGGUGCUCUUGUUUUGUUUUUUGUAAUUAUGCACUACAUGUGGUUUACAGAGGGCCAAGACCUAGGUUUCAGAAUCAGCCCCGUCUAACUAAAUGAUUACAGGAAGAAGAAAAAGAAGAAAAUAUGGGUUGAGAUUUUUUCAUUCAUGUGCUACACCACCAUAUUGGCAGUAUAGGAUGCACCAAAACCAGCGGUGUCAAGCUCAGAAUCUACAUUGUUAACAUUCUGCUAGGAAUUUCUGCAAGUUGGCUGGAUAAAAUUUUCUAGAUUUUUGUUUUGGUAUAGAUGUUUUGUAUAGUUAAGGUAGCAUUUUUGAUUUGUGCAUGUUAACAUGAAGAAAGUUUACAACUGUAUAUCGGAAAAGGGAAGUUGUGCCUUUUAUAGCUAUUAUUGUCUGGUUUUAGCAAUUUUCCUUUAACUUUAUAUACAGUGAAAGCUUGCUCAUUUUUUCUUACAUAAUUUUGUAAAACUUCAAGAUGCCUAUUGUACAGCUGUUUUUUAAGGUGGGGCAGCUCAUAGCUUAAUGACCUCCAGAUAUUAAUCUUUGAAUAUACUCAUGUGAAUAUAGGUUGACUUUUCUAAUCUGAUCAAGACUGUCAUAGUGACCCUUCUAUAUUAAUCAAUUUGGCCAAUAAAUUCAGCCUUCUUUAAGGGGGGGGGGGAGUAGGGAUUGAAAUGUAUUCCAAAUCAAAUCUAAAAUGCAUACUUUUGAUAUUUGUCAAACAUGUUCUGUGAGCUACUAGAAAACCUAGCUCUGUCUUAAACAGGUGUAAACUUUUUUAAAGGAAACAACCUAGAUAUUUCCACUUAAUGUGAUAGCCAUAAUUGUAAGAACCUUGGGCUAGAUAGUCAGUAAAAAGAUCAGUCUUGACUGCCCAUCAGGAAACUUUCAGGAAAAUAUGCAUAAUUUUUAAAAGGUUUACUUCUAUGUGGAGAAAUUAACUUUUUUCCAUACUCAAUUUAUUGCCAUAUGCGUGUGUACUUACGUAUGUAUUGGUGCAUAUUAUAUAUACAUGUAUGUGUAUACAGUGGCCACAAUCCAGAGCAGCUAUAGUUAGCAGAACAAAACUGAUAUGCACAACCAGUGGUAUGUCUAAUGUUCUCCUUAGACACAGUUUAAAAGCCACAAAAACUGUGCUUUUUAAAAAAUUAGGAGAUCGAUAUUAGUGACCAAUCAUCAUUGUUCACAAAGUGCAAAGUUGUGUAUUUACCUCUAUGGGGUGCUCAGAAUUGCUGGAUUCUACCAAAUUAGGAGCAGAGCUCUGCUGUCAUGCUUUCGAGACUUCUCUAUGUAAGGAUGUGAUCAUCACUGAUAGAUCUGAUCAUCCGUUUGAAAGGAGGCAAGGGAUACCAGAACUGGUUUAGAGCUGUUAGUGGUAUCCAUCUGUUGCACAGUGUGUGCACAGAUCAAGAAUACCCUGGGAACUGAGCAUCAGGGGCUUACCUCUAUGGCAGCUUUUCGCACUCCCAGUAGAGCAGAUCCACAAGCAGAAAGAAGUUUCUUUCUGCUCAUUGAUCACUCACUGGAUUGGGGCAGAUGUGUAUACUCUUAACAACUUUUUAAGUUGAUGGCUAAAUUUCCAUUGACUUUUAACAGUCAGGAACUAUAUAUAUAUAUAUAUAUGUACAUGUAUACAUACUUUCUAUAUAAAUACAUACAUACAUAUAUAUAUAAAAACAUAAAUAUCAUUGACUUACAAAAAUAGUUGUAAUUAUGCCCAAUAUUUUAUGUUUAUUGUAAUAAUUCUUUAGAAGAUUUUGUUUCAAAUAAGAUAUGCAGAAGAUAAAAUAGACCAAACUACAGGGAAAAAAUCCUCUUAGUUGUGGAAGAUAAAAAUCCCAAACCUGUGUAUGAUUACACACCCAUUUUCUACCUUGUUGUCAUCUGUUUCAUCUUGUUUCCUGGACGUCAGGAAGAUUCCGCUACUGAUUUUGUGGUUUAAAGUAGAACCUAGUCUCUGUGCAGCUCUAUCCCUUCUGUAUCAAAACAACUAGUGUGCCAUAAAACAACCGUAUAUGUCUUGUGAAAUUUUCCUUGUCAUCACUGAUUUAUAUUUUAAACAAUUUGUAAGCUGUAGUAGCCCAUUCUUUGAGCACCUUAGGAAUUUUCGGGGGUGGGGGGGGAGGGAAUAAAACACUUUGCCACUCUAAAGAAAGGGCAAAAUGAUUUUUUUAACUCUUAAGUGGCCUGAAUAUUUCUGUAAAAAAAAAAUUGUGGGCUUAAUAACCUAACAAGUGGGUUAAAAAUCAAAAUACUAGGACAUUAAGCUAUUAAUAUAUUUUAGAUAUAGUUUCGAGUAUGUAUCAUUUGUUGCUGUUUGAAGAAAACAAUGGAAGGGCUACUACAGCUUUAAAAGCAGUUUAUCAAAUUAUUGUAAAAUAGCUUGUAUAGUGUAUGAUAAGAAUGGUUUUUAGAUGACAGAUUGCUUUAUCAUGACACACAAUAUAUUUUUUCUAGGGGGUCACAAAAGUGUUGAAUUAUGGUAUGUCUGGAAGUAUUAAUCCUGGCAGCAUUGUUCUGAAGUAUCUCAAGAGGUACUCUGGUUUUAUGUGUUUUUCCUUGUUCUUUUCUUUUUCUUUUUUAAAGUUUAAAGGAAUCUCCCAGUAUUCAGUGGGGGUUCUUGGGGCUGAAACCGAAAUCCAUUAGAUCGCUAUCGGUAAAGACACAGGCUGAAAGUUGGACAUAAUAAGCAAGCCUGUGUGCUUGGCUACCCCUCACAUUCCAGGACUAAACUUACAUAAGCUAUACAGGUUCAUUUGACCUACACUGCAAAAAAAAAGAAAACAAACUGAAUUAGUGUGUCCAUGCAGGUAUUUUUACCUAUUCAUGUGCACAACUGGAUAUUUGGGGUUACUUUCACAUACAGCCUCACAGAGCACAGCAAAACAGCUCGUCAAAUUUGGCAAUAAAAUGCAUACAUUAACCAGCAAUAUGUAAAUAUAGAGCAUAGGAUAUUCACAGUGUACUAACUACAUUUCUAUUAUUCAACAGAAAUGUUCAUGGUAAAGUAGGAAUUUUACCUAGACACCUCUUCUUAAUCCUCUUUUUAAAUGUUAGGCUUAUAAAUAAAAAUCCCCAGCUGUUUAUGCUCAAUACAUGGGAGUAAAAGAUCACAUUUAUUAUCAAAAGUAAUUAUUCUUUAUGGCUUCUGUGUAGUCCCACAAUUCCUUGUUGUGACUGCAGAUAACAUCUCUAGAACCUUUUACACCUCUAGAGAGGGAGCAGGCACUCAUGCCCGUUCUCUGAGGUAUAGAAACCAGCCUCUCUGCAAGGAGUGGGAUAAGUAUCUUCCUGCUUGCUUCUCUUCUGCUGCAAGUGCAGCAUUGCUGAGAUCAUUUCCCUUGAGUAUUCCCUCAUUGCUCUUCCAGAGGAAUGCCACAGCUCCCUUUCUAAAGCUUUAAAAGGUUCCAAAGAAAGGUGCCGUGCACAAGGGUGAAUCCCAUUUGUGUGACUCACAGAUGACCAGUCAAAGAAAAGCCAGUUACAGGUAAGCAAUCUCUCUGUCUUCUUUAAUGAGCUCUUAAUGGGAUGUACAUUUAAUAGUUAACCUAAGCUUCAGAGAGUAUUUUAAUAGUAGUUUGCAACCCAAUUGGAUGAAAUUGUUUAUUCUACCAGUUUUUAGCUAAAUCUAACAAGUUUUGGUUUCCAUAUGGUCCCUGAAAAGAUAGAGCAUGAGACCCUGUCCUUAUUUCAAAGAAAACUACAAAAGUUAAACUUGGGAAGUGACAUAUUAAUCCUUUUAGUCCGUUACCUGAGUUUAAACUAGUGGCAUGCAUGGACAAAUGUAUGUGUGGCUGUUUACCAAUAUAAUGGAAGUAUACCAGAAUCAGUACUAUGGUUACAUGAGAAUAAGUACUUUAGCAGGGGAGGAAAGGCUCUAAUUCUUUUGAUUUCAUGUGUUUGUUCAAUUUAUGGAUUUCAUUUUUUUUUUACAACAAUGCAAAUGAUUUGGAAAAAAACUUUCAAGUUAAACAUGCUGUUAAGGUACAACACAAGCCAUUUAAAGUACAUAAGCAUCAACAAACAUAUGUUGUUUCUUGUCUGGCUAAUCUUUUUUAGUGCUAGGGGUGGGGGAAGCACUUUGAAUAAAGCAGGGAAAAUUCUGACUUCUGUCUCUUCAGUGCCUUGCCAUAUCAUGCUUACAUGGAAAUAAUUGGAUAGCCCCAGAUAUGCAUGCUGUAUGUUAACUUGCACAUGGGAUCUAAUAGGAAUGGCCUUUCAUAGGGUAUGUUAGGGCAUGCUAACAGAGAAAAAGGAGUUUUACAGCUCUUGAACCAGUAAAGCAAGGGUCAGAGCCUUAGGCUGUAAACCUAAGCACAUUUAUUUUGACGUAAACUCAUAUAAAAUCUGUGGGACUGACAUCUUAGUAAAUGUAUUUAGGAUUAGUGUGCCAAUCUUGCCACCCAGAGUAAACCAAAAAAUGCAUUCUCUUCUUGAAAACAGCAGCAGGAGUAAAUAGUGCACACAGUUGUUGGAACAAGUGCCAAGCUGUCUUUGAAAACACAGCCUCCUAACUUUUACAAAAUACCUGCAUAUUUAGUAACAUAAAUGAUAAGGUGGAAAGUGAAGGAGACUGCAGUCUUUGCCAUGCUUGCACACAACCAUUAUUUGCAAAUGUGUAAGCACAUCGGAAUGAUCACAGAGCUUGCCAUAUCUUCAUUUUGUCCAGCAUGCAGGAAGCUGAUGAGGCUUAAUUUUACAUGGCCAUGUAUACUUUGCUGUUGGCCAUGGGAACAGCUUAAUCCUCUUGACACUUGCUAAAAGCACUUCAUUUUUAAAUUCAAGUGUAUCCCAAUUUUGUUCCAAGGUUUUAAAAAAGCAAUUAAUUUGAUUCUAGUUGAAUGUGAAAAAAAAAUAAUUAUAGCUGUACCAGGGGUAUUCCAAAGAGGGAAGGUAACAGAUCAAAUUUCUGUUGACCUGAUCCCUAAUAUGACCGCAGUAUUUUGAGUUGGGCCUGGAGAAAUACAGUACUGAAAGUGCACAUUUUCCUCAGAACUGUUGAAUCAAAGUUGCCCUUCUACAUGUGGAAGCUGAUUACCUCUCACAGAAGGACCUUUUUCCACUUACACUAGUGACACAGGAAAGUGAACAAAACCCAAAGAUUUUUCUUCUGUUUGCAUGGGCAGUACAAUGACGGCUGCAGUAGAGUUGCAUGCAUAUUAGAGAACUUCAGGAACUCAUCAUGUACACUUUACAGAACAGCGGUAGUAGUGAUAUUCAUUCUACUUGUGGUUCUUUCGAUCCUAGUCCUCCAGGAGGUAUUGGGGGGGGGGAUGAAUUGAUGUUUCAGCAUUAAAUAACAAGGGUAGUAGUAAUUUAAUUUUCACUAUUUUGGAAGUAUGCCAACUCCCACCAAUCUAAUUUUAAUAAAACUGAUAAAAAUACAGAAGGGGGGGGUGGUGGAGGGAAGUUGAACACCACAGAGAAAGACAAUAAAUGCAGAAUAAAAUGGCCCCAAAUUUGCUUUACAUUUUUAAAAUACCUCUGUAGGGUCAUGUAUGACCUCCAAAGUGUAGGAGGAUUAAGACAUUGAGUUUUUUUAAAAAAAUGGGUGGCAAGACCUUGGUAUUUUAGCCCCUUCAAGAUGAAAUCUGUACUUUAAGAAUUCUGUAAGGGACCAUAGUCUCCACCCUUUCAGAACUGAGCUUCAUCCACUGUCUAAUCAAUAGCAAAACUAGUGGAAUCAGCUCUACAAAGAUAAACACAUUUUAUGCUACUGCUGUUUUAUAGGAACAAUACUUUCAGGCGCAGAAUAGAGCCUCAUGUUGGAAAACAUUAAAGGACUCUUUUUGAGGCUUUUGUUUUCUGGUCAAAGGCUGUGUAUGAAAAUACCCUCCCUCCCCAUUCUAAGAGCACGGAUUCAACAGUAGUGUGUCAACAUUCUACUUUGUAUAUUAAAAGAUAUAUAAUGGGGACAAAUCCUAUAUUAUGCUGGUGUAUGGCAUUAUUAAAAAGCUUUUUUCAUUAUUUUUCACGGUAAUUUUAAACAGUGUAAAAUUAAAACAAGUGACUCCUGUUUAAAAAUAAAAGUUGUAGUUUUUUAUUCAUGCUGAAUAACUCUGUAGUAACUGUCUUUUCACCUACUCAGUGAAAUGUUGGACUGUAAAAUCUUGUGUGGAAAUGUUAAGCAUUUAUUUUUCAUUUUAAAUUUCGCUGUUCUAGUAAAUUCAAAACCACACGUUUGUACAGAAGUUGCAGUAAAUGUAAGCCAUUUACAGCAAUGCUGAAUAAUGGACAGAAUUAAUAAAAAUCUGCUUUUUCAUUA